AUGGCUUCUCUGCCGGAUCAUUGGGUCGAUCAGAAAGCCGUCUUGAAGGGUGGUGCAAUCGGCUGGUUUUUGACUCAUGGCGGCUACAACUCGUUGACUGAGGGGCUGAGCCAAGGAAUUCCGCUUAUUUUCUGGCCCAUUGGAGCAGACCAAGCUCUCAAUGCCGCUGUUUAUACGACGGGUCCCUGUCCCGUCGGAAUCGAGCUAUUUCAGAUCCGAUCUGGAACUCAACUAGGCCCUUCGCUUCGUCCUGAAGCACCCAAGAUCACAGGAACAGUUGAAGACGCGAAGACCGAGUUCGAGCAGGCAUUCAGGGAUCUCAAAGGACCCAGAGGCGAACUCCUUAGACAAAACGCCACCCGCAUUGCAGAGCUUUGGCGCGAGGAGAGAGUCAACGGGGAACCCGUAAAGGAGAUCGCGAGGCUGACGAGAUUCUGAAAUAGAUCUAGACUGACCAUUAGACACCGAAUUAGUGUAGAGACCCGUA
Mycena citricolor is the source of this 487-nucleotide messenger RNA. The record is from the annotation of a GenBank genome assembly. Lineage: Eukaryota; Fungi; Basidiomycota; Agaricomycetes; Agaricales; Mycenaceae.